Molecule: messenger RNA, 1019 nt
Organism: Tuber aestivum (summer truffle)
Lineage: Eukaryota; Fungi; Ascomycota; Pezizomycetes; Pezizales; Tuberaceae
Source: the annotation of a GenBank genome assembly
GGCGAUCAGAGAUUGAAGGGUAAGCGACAUCGACUUCGAGAAAGUACCUACGGUUAAAAACGAAACCAAAAACAAGGUAAGUCUCUCUCAAUGGCUUGGGAACUAUUAUUGAAAACUUGAAAUUAGUUGCUGAAAUUGCAGGAAUCAAAGGAGGCCACUAUUUUCACCAUGUUCCGGGUUCUCAGCAAGCAAAUAUUUAAACCUGCGGGUGUCCGCCACCACCACCACUAUCCUCUCAGAGUCUCCUUGCCUAGGGAGAUUGGCACUGCGCGGGUGAGCUAUAAGGUUUAAUAGUUCAUAUAUCAUAAACAGUUCUAACAAGGCAGAACAGCUGCGCAAUACCAAUAUCAAUAAUACCUUCAACAAUAGUUACUCUACUACUCGUGAAAAUGGCCCAACCUCUUCUACAGCGGGCUCUCAGUUGCCUGAUCUUUCAGGGUUGGAUACAAGGGAAUUAUUUAGGCACCUAGUCCUGGUGAGUGUGGAAGAUAUCCUUGGGUCCUAAAACUAUGCUGAUAUUUGGUUAGUCACAAACUUUACUAUUCCGUGAAAUUGAUCGCCUUGCAGGUGGUCCAGGAGAGAAGAAUCAGGUGAAAGACUCUCGAAACUGGUUGGGUACGAAACUUAGGAGCACAGGUGCCGAGAUGGGUGGACAAUCCAAAGAUACGUGCGAUAGUUGUAGUAGGGUUUCGCGCGGAGGGCGGGACAGAAAACGGGAUGAAGGAGGAGAAUGGGACAAAACAGACAUUAUGCUAUAUAUAGUAUACUUUUUCCUUGGCCCAUUGUGUUUGUACCAAAUGUUCUAUCCUGAAUGGGAGGAAUAUUGUAAGCGGAAACAGAAGCUGAGGCAGCAUGAUGGGUGUGUUAAGGCCUGUUUGCAUGGAAAGACCAAUAACACUUAGAUAUGUAUAAUAGUCAAAGUGGUAAUGCAGAUUCAAUCAGAUGUGUUGUGAUCUCAUUUAUUUGUAUACUGGACUACUUUCUGUAGGACAGUAAGCAAAAUACAUAAAUUAUUUUUC